Messenger RNA from Sycon ciliatum, 1940 nucleotides. RefSeq names its product S-antigen protein-like. The transcript has a single exon. Bases 382 to 1464 code for a protein of 360 amino acids. The record is from RefSeq and is a predicted model, not a curated record. Lineage: Eukaryota; Metazoa; Porifera; Calcarea; Leucosolenida; Sycettidae.
AUUGCCCUAUGCUGUGGCAUAUGGUUGUUUGACAACCCAGGUCGGACCUCGCACAUGCCUUUAACUCCUCUCGUCCUUGCUGUACGUUGUAUUCGAGACAGUCACGAAGUUCUCCAUCAGCUCGUACCACUCACGAAAGUGUCCCUCGUCCGCUAGUGCGAUGGAUAUCGAGCUUGUACGGCAGCAUUCGAUGCGACCACGGUGACUUCACACGUUUCCCUAUUCACCAUGCAGUUACUAACACCGCCAAAAGCGGAAUAAAAGCGGCCGACGUUCGCCAGUUGCAGCACACCUCUUGCCAGGGAGACGACGCAAAGGGCUGCUCUGGCUCCCCUAUUUUCUUGAUAAGUAUUAUUUUUACUAGCACUACGAACUGUAGUCAUGAAGGGAGCAUUGUUGUGCAUCCUAGUUCUCCUGGCUCUGGCAGCCAUCAGCUCCGCACAGCGUGGCCGCGGAGGUGGCAGGGGCCGCGGUGGAGGUGGUUCGUCGCCCAGUGGAAGGCCGGGAACAGCUGGAAGUGGAAAAGGAGGCGGCGGCGGCUCUCCAGGUCGCGGCCGCGGCUCUCCUGGUCGCGGCGGCGAUAGGGAUAAUGAUAAUGACCGUGAUAAUGAGAACGGUGGUGGUGGUCAAGGCGGUGCACCAGCUAGAAGCCAGCCUGCUGAAGGACAGGGAGAUAAUGACAACAGUGAUCGACGGGAUGGUGGACGACCAGGUGGUAAGGGGCCUCAGCGUGGUGGUGGACGACAGGGAGGUGAAGGCCCACAGCGUGGUGGCGGGCGACCGGGCAGUGCUGGGCCACAGCAGGCUGGUGGCCGACCAGGCGGCAAACCAGGCCCACAACGACGACCAGGAAGUGCAGGCCCACAACGCGGAGGAGGACGACCAAGCGGCAAAGGCCCACAGCGAGGUGGCGGACGACCAGGAGGUGCAGGGCCACAGCAGGGUGGAGGACGACGAGGUGGUCGCCCCGGGGGCAAGAACAACUCACCAAGGCCUAACCCACUAGCCAGAGUACUGAAUUGCCCUGUCAACCCUGCACCAAUGGCAAUGGUUGAUCACAGUGCCGUAUCCAUUCAAGAUAUCCGCAACUGCAUCCAGGAAGCUUUUAGAGCAGCUGGUCCAGGUGGUCCAGGUGGUCCAGGUGGUCCAGGUGGUCCAGGUGGUUCAGGUGGUCCAGGUGGUUCAGGUGGCCCAGGUGGCCCAGGUGGUUCAGGCGGCCCACAAGGUGGAUCCGGCCAAGAAGGUCCAGGACAACAGGGCCCAGGUCAGGAUGGACCGGGCAUGGCAGGAUCCGGAGCGGGUGGGCCGCCAGCUGGUGGUCCUCCGGACGGCCAGGGUUCAGGUACUGAUGGACCUAUGGGAAGUGGUGCCGGCGAGGAAAAUGUGUGCGGCCUCGUACGUCAAUUAUGCUGCAGCUUCCAGCGGAUCUGCCUCAAUAUUGCCCGAUCUCUGCGCCCCUUGUAAGAUCAAAUUAGUAAACUUCUGAAGGAUCUGACUGACUAUUCAUUAUUUACUACCACCAAAAGCGUUAUUUUUUAGCGUCUGUUGCACAAUUGCAAACUCUAUGCUGAUUCCUCUACAUACUUUGCGCAUCUUCUUUUAAAUAUUGCCGACUACCUUCCGCUAUCCUGCACACAUUCUGUACGAAAGUAUCGCCACAACAAAAAAUUUAAUACACUUUAACUACAACUGAGCUGGAACUUAGCUGAUGUGGCCUCUCCAGGCUGGUGUCUGCGGAUAGGUGAGAACGUGUUGGAAAUGAUUUUGAUCUAGAAUUCUAGCUGCAGUUUUGUUCUAGUGAACGAUUCUGUCCUUUUCCUUUUCGUUGGUCGAUUGGAGAUGCACUCUUUCACAUUGAACACCUGAUGAAAGUGUUCGUGUUUUGGGCCUCGUCUAUUUCAUUUAUAAAAUGCGGGAGCAUGUCAUGUGCUUCAAACCCA